GUCACCACUCACCUGCCACUCAUUAGUGGCCUCAUCUUCCAGCAAAGCCUACAUAUUACCGAACAAAUGCGAGUUCCUUGCUGGAAAUACGAAGAACAAAAUGAAUUUCUUUGACUUUCCAGUCUUUUUCACCCUAUUGACUCAAGCCAUCUCAUUUGGACGCACUGGUGACGUUUCUUUCUCUAUUUGUUGGAUGGACUUGGGCAACCCUCUGCAAAGUUCUGACAACCUGUGGCUAAAUGACACAUCUUUAAAAAACCUCUGGAUGAAGGGCGAAAUGGUGUCCUUAACAGUCCCUCCAUCUGUAGAAAACAAAGUGACCCUCGAAUACGCAGGCACUCUUCACUCAUGGACUUUCACCGUUUCCCCAGGUACCAAGAAAACCAAAGUCAGUGGCCAACAGAAACCCCAGAAAAUUCCCACAAGUGCGACACAGAUCGUCCUGGAUUUGUUGGAUCCCACUGAGGCGUUCCCUUGUGAAAAUGGCACACUCUUCUUCUUUCAGGAUGAAAACUUCUUCCUUGCUUUUGGUCACACGCUACAGUAUUCCGUCGAGGUGGAGGCCCGUUCCCCAGCCGCGUUGAUGUUGUCGUGGACGGUGGGCCGACCAGCUCCUCCCGGCAGCGGCCACACUGUGGCUCUGUACCAAGCUGACCGGGGCUCCUAUAACUUGCUUAGCAAGAACAAAAUCUUCGACAAUCGCUUUCGCAUCACUUCCCUGAACUCUUGUACUCUCUAUGUGGUGUGCGUGGACCCUGACGCCAAUUUCCUUGUCACCUGCCUCUCAGCUUUAACUGAUCCAGACAUUCCCAGAGACUUUAAGGUCAGCUUGUGGAACAGCAGCAGCAUAUCUUUGACCUGGAAUGUGCCAGAGGACCUCUGGUUCUCCCUCUUCCUCCUCACAGCCUUCCAUCUCAACGAAACGGACCACGUCGUGGAGGAGGUGCCCACCUGGCUCUCGGCGGAGGACUUUGUUUUUACCUUGUCUGGCCUGCCGCCCUGCAGCAAGGUUAAAUUUGGCCUGCAGACGGUUUGCCAAGACGCCAUGGAGUCCCGCUACAGUGAAAUGAUUCAGAGUGAUGGCAAUACUGCUCACUCCAAAAUCGAGGCCUUACGUCAGACAUCAUACGGCUCCAACAACUACACGCUUAGCUGGGAAGUGAGCGCUGCCUCGUCCGUGUCCAGGUUCAAGGUCUACCAGGACGACACGCUGCUGGGCACUACACUCACCACUGACUACAUGGUUGAAGGGCUGCUGCCGUGCCACCUUUACCACGCCAGAGUGGACGCGGUGUGCGGCAAUGACGUGCUGAUGAGCACCAAGAAACUUCCAGUACACACAGGACCCCGUGGUGUGUUAGAACUGCGAUACCACACAAACGACUCUGUCGCCUUGUGGAUUCCCGGCACAUCCAGUUUAGCCCUUUCAUUUUUAUACAAACUGUCCCUGGAGAACGGCAGCACCCUUGCGACGGACAAUCUGACCCGGACCGAGCUGCGACUGACGGGACUGGAAGCUGGCAAGACGUACGUCCUGGAUCUGUGGGAGCAGUGCGACGGCCGGUGGAUGUCGGAACGUACAAUGUUGUGCUUCACGGCCGACAAAUCAAUCUACGGCUUCCUUGUACGGGGUGUGGGACUUGACUCCAUCAAUGACGACCAAGCCGAAGGCAUCUAUGUGCUCAGAAUGGUCGUGCCUGGCCCUCUGCCUGAUGAUGUGGAUGACGACCUGUCAGAGGCAACGACUAUAAUGGUGGAGAGUAUCCAAAACUUGCUGCUGGAACUCUUGAGGGAAGUCCGUCCUCCAGUCCGCGUUGAAGUGACUGGUAUGGAUCCUGCAUCCGAAACGAGCAAAACGGAGGUUACGAUCAUGCUUUUCGACGCGUCCCACGAGGAUGACGACAUGCCCCUGCCGGUUCACUUCCACAUGGAUUAUAUUCAUUCCCGGGAUAAUGCUUACGUCUCAGUUCGAGAUGGACUCAUUUACUGGGAUGGUCCGGAUCUUUGCGCGUCGUCCACCCGCCCCCUGUGCCCACAUAACUCUCAAUGCAUCAACACUCUGGGUUCGUUCCACUGCGCAUGCAAAAUGGGCUAUUAUGACGUGAGCGCCGUGCUUCAGGCUCCAGUGCCCUCCCACCCGGUCUGCAACGAGAAAGGCAUUUUCAGUGAGUGUCUGGAGAAAGUGAUGACCGGCGGCGUGGCCAAACCGUACCUGAUUGCGUACAUCGGCGGGAAGGUCGAGGUGGUGCUGAACAACGCCACCUGCCAAGUGGAGGAAACCGGACUUUUGUUCCACUUCCGCACUCCUCGACACGGCUUUGAAUGUGGGACAAAGAGGCGGAUCAACAAAACCCACAUUGAGUUCCAAAACACACUGGCUGUCUCCUUGACCAAAGAGGAAGCAAUCAGCCGGCGGGAUCUGAAAGUCAUCUGGAAGUGCGUCUACCCUCUGCAUUAUAUUCGCAACGCCCAUGUCAGCAUUGAUUUGAAAUGGUUCAAUGCCUACUCGCUGGUGGAGUUCAACACCUCCGUACAGCUCGGACUGACCAUGGACCUUUUCAGAGACAAGUACUUUGGAAGCAGCUAUCACGAAUUUGCCAGCAUGGACCCGGAGGACACGUUGUACUUCCAGGUUGCCUUGGACGCCAAUGUCUCUUUUAUCGCCAACGUCCUGCUGCACGUGGAGUCCUGCUGGGCCACAGAGACCAGUGACCCACAGAAUGACGUUCAGGGGAUUUUCCUGGAGGAUGGUUGUCCCAUCGACCACACAUUCCGGUGGCUGUCUGAGAAUGGCGUGGCUCAGAAAAGUAGAUUCGCCAUGCAGAUGUUCCAUAUGCCUGAGGAGCUGCCACUUUAUUUUCACUGUUUGGCUAGCAUAUGUGGACUUAAAGAAAACUGUACAAAGAACUGCACAGGCCCUAAACGCACCAAGAGAGCGGCCAUUCACAUGAUUGGCACAAAACCUAACUCAAAAAGAGCUGCUGUGGUGUCUGCUGGGCCUCUCAUUGUCAGUCGGGAGGCAUCACGAGUCAAACAGUCUUCCCGGAACGAGAACUUGACGAUGAUCUCCAUUGUGGUAGGGUUAGUGGGUAUUUUGGGAUUAGCAGUGCUGUCAAUGAGUGCCACCAAAGCUAUUAUGGCUUUUCAUGCACGGCGAGAACAUAAAUAAAAUUGAAAUUGUCACUUA
Molecule: messenger RNA, 3187 nt
Organism: Syngnathus typhle (broad-nosed pipefish)
Lineage: Eukaryota; Metazoa; Chordata; Actinopteri; Syngnathiformes; Syngnathidae
Exons: 19
Coding region: 101-3169 (1022 amino acids)
Biological process (GO): neutrophil migration
Cellular component (GO): apical plasma membrane; cell surface
Molecular function (GO): protein binding; calcium ion binding
Source: RefSeq, a predicted model, not a curated record